Molecule: messenger RNA, 1508 nt
Organism: Lactuca virosa
Lineage: Eukaryota; Viridiplantae; Streptophyta; Magnoliopsida; Asterales; Asteraceae
Source: the annotation of a GenBank genome assembly
AUGGCCACCGCCGGAGCCGAAGAAGAUAGCGGUGGAGCCAGAGAAGACAGCAUCGGAGCAGGUGAAGAUGAAAGACGAUCACGUAAGGCAAUGAAAGGCAUGAGAUGUUUCUCCUUCUCCCAUAGAGACAAAACCAAUGAUACAAAGACUACAAAAUCUACCUCCAAUUCAUCACCUUCCAUAUCCAACGGUCAAUAUGAGACGAAAUCAGGGUCAGGAUUCACUUCCCUUGACGCCUCUGACGUCAGCAACGAAUCCUCCACCAGGGUUUCAUUCACAACCUUGACUCAAAGACCAAGUCGUAACAGUAACAAUAAUAUCAGAGUAUUCACAUUCGCCGAGCUCAAAUCCGUCACCAGAAACUUCAGCCGUGCCCUAAUAAUCGGAGAAGGCGGUUUCGGAUGCGUCUAUCGGGCUGUUCUACGAACCACAGAUGGUUCGAAUAAGAAAAUAGAUGUUGCUGUAAAGCAACUUGGAAGAAGGGGGUUGCAGGGCCACAAGGAAUGGAUUACGGAAGUGAAUGUUCUAGGGUUUGUUGAUCAUCCGAAUCUGGUCAAACUCAUUGGGUAUUGUGCCGAGGAUGAUGAAAGAGGGAUUCAACGUCUUCUUGUGUAUGAAUAUAUGCCAAACAGGAGUGUUCAAGAUCAUUUAUGUAGCAGAGUUCAAACACCAAUUCCAUGGUCAACGCGACUGAAAAUUGCACAGGAUGCUGCUCGAGGUUUAGCUUACCUCCAUGAAGAAAUGGAAUUUCAGAUAAUCUUUAGAGAUUUCAAAUCUUCGAAUAUUCUCUUGGAUGAGAAUUGGAACGCGAAGCUUUCAGAUUUUGGAUUGGCUAGGCUCGGUCCUUCCGAUGGUCUUAGCCAUGUCUCGACAGCUGUAGUUGGAACAGUAGGAUAUGCGGCUCCUGAAUACAUACAAACAGGGCGACUCACUUACAAGAGUGACGUAUGGAGUUAUGGAGUAUUUUUAUAUGAACUUAUAACGGGUAGAAGACCAUUGGAUCUAAACAAGCCAAAAAAUGAGCAAAAACUAUUGGAUUGGGUAAGACCACACAUCACUCAAGACAUGCGGAAAUUUCAAAUGAUUUUGGACCCUCGGCUUUCUGGAAACUACUCCCUAAAGUCUGCACAAAAGCUGGCUGCUGUUGCUAACAAAUGCUUACUUAAACAACCAAGAAUGAGGCCAAGAAUGAGCCAAGUGUUGGAAAUGGUGAACCAGAUUGUUGAAGGUGAUAUGGAGUGGCCGGAAAAAAUGGUGUCGCCGCUGUCGCCAUUGAAGGCGGCUGUGAUGGAGAGGGAUGGUGGUUGUGAGAGGUCGAUAAGGGAGGAGUUGAAGAGAAGGGUGAUUGAUCCUAUAAUUGGAGAGAAUAGAUGGUUGGUUUGUUUGGCUCGGAAUCCUAAGCUUGUGAGUACUAAUUGAGGAAAUAAGAUAUAACAUAACAGAUAUAAAAUAUAUGAUGAUAUAAGAUAUAACGUUACUGUUAUUGAAUUUCAUGAAAUAUGAGAGAG